CUUAAAGACUUUAUUCAUGCAAAAACCAUGAGAUCCGACUGAAGAUUACGAGGAAACGAUCUAGACCAAAACAGUUUAUCUUUUCCACCAGUAGAACCCUGCCAGCAACGCCCUGUAUCCCAGACCGGCGUGCGUACCACACAGACGCACUAGCCGGCGAAGAGGAUAACAGCGGCUGCUACAUCGAGCUGCUGCUGCUGCUGAUGCUGAAGCAUCUGCAGCACCGUUUGGCUGGUUUUGUUUCGUUCCAGAUGUCAGAGACUGGAGAUUGUCAUCAACACCACUGAUGAUGAUGAUGAUGAUGAUGAUGAUGAUGAUGAUGUGUGUGAGUGUUUCGAUACGAGUUCGGGACGGGUGGAUUUGACCAAAGGGAUAAUCCUGCCGAGGAAAAACAUGACAGACAUCCUGUUCCCCUGACGAUUCUCUGGGAUGCAGUCAUAGUUUGAGGCCGGACAUGAUUUUAAUCUCAGGAGUUGCUGUAGUGGAUGCGGGAUGAUGUGCGCCGCACCCCGAGAGAUACUGAUCAGCAGAACACAGCUCGGUCCUUAAACGCAUCACAACCGAACCGGAAUUAUCCUGGAUUGUGGCGCACAGUGAGCAUCUUGUUUUCUGGCUGGCUGACUGUUUUUUUUUUUUUUUUUUUUUUUUGGGGGGGGGGAUCUUCUGAUGUGGAGGAAUUGCGCUGUUUUGUCUGAGAGGAUCAACUGAGCACUGUUGCUCACACCCAGAGAGGAGAGCCAGGGCUGAGCUGCUCACCUGGUCGUUUCUACACACAAUAAUAACCUUUCAGUAUGGCUGAGAGGUCACUGGAGCAGGGCUCGGUCAGCAUCCCCAUGGAGGAGACCAAACUCCCCGGUGGAGCACCUCAGGAGGCGCCGCUGCUCACCCACCUGAAGAAAGUGGAGAACCACAUCACAGAGGCUCAGCGCUUCUCCCACCUCCCACGACGCUCUGCUGUGGACCUGGAGUUCAAUGAGCUCUCCUACACCAUCCGCGAGGGUCCCUGGUGGAGGAGGAGAGGCUACAAGGCCCUCCUUAAGUGUCUGUCAGGAAGAUUCAACAGCAGAGAGCUGAUUGGCAUCAUGGGGCCCUCUGGAGCCGGGAAAUCCACUCUGAUGAAUAUUCUGGCAGGGUACAGGGAGACAGGCAUGAAGGGCCAGAUCCUGGUGAAUGGCCGACCGAGGGACCUGAGGACCUUCAGGAAGAUGUCCUGCUACAUCAUGCAGGAUGACAUGCUGCUGCCGCACCUCACCACGAGGGAGGCCAUGAUGGUUUCUGCCAAUCUGAAGCUGAAUGAGAGCAUACAGGUCAAAAAAGAACUUGUGGAUGAGAUCCUGACUGCUCUGGGUCUUCAGGAGUGUGCUCAGACACGCACCAACUCUCUUUCUGGGGGUCAGUGUAAAAGACUGGCCAUCGCCCUUGAGCUGGUCAACAAUCCUCCUGUCAUGUUCUUUGAUGAGCCCACCAGUGGUCUGGACAGCGCAUCCUGCUUCCAGGUCGUUUCCCUCAUGAAGUCUUUGGCUCAGGGAGGACGGACAAUCAUCUGUACCAUUCAUCAGCCCAGUGCCAAGCUCUUUGAGAUGUUUGAUAAGCUGUACAUCCUCAGUCAGGGUCAGUGCAUAUACAAGGGCACAGUCCCUUACCUCAUCCCUUAUCUGAAGAACCUGGGCCUCCACUGCCCGACAUAUCACAAUCCUGCUGAUUUCAUCAUUGAGGUGGCGUCAGGGGAGUAUGGGGACUUGAACCCAGUGCUGUUUGAGGCUGUCCAGGGUGGACUGUGCUCUGAAGAGGGCAAGAAGAACUCCAAAAGUGACUCCUCCUGUCCCUCUCAGUGUUACAGUGACACGGGAACCCUUGAGAAACAUAGCUUUGCAACCAGUACUUUCACACAGUUCUGCAUCCUCUUCAAAAGAACCUUUGUUACAAUAUGCAGGGACACGGUGCUGACCCACCUCAGGGUGAUGUCCCAUCUGUGUAUUGGAGUGCUGAUUGGCCUGCUUUAUCUUAAAAUCGGAAAUGAUGCCAGCAAGGUCUUCAACAACACCGGUUUCCUCUUUUUCUCCAUGCUGUUCCUUAUGUUUGCUGCCCUGAUGCCCACUGUCCUAACCUUUCCUCUGGAGAUGUCUGUCUUUAUAAGGGAACAUCUCAACUACUGGUACAGCCUGAAGGCCUAUUAUUUGGCCAAAACCAUGGCUGACAUACCGUUCCAGGUGAUUUGUCCAAUCAUGUACUGUAGUAUAGUGUACUGGAUGACUGAACAGCCACCAGAGGCUGGUCGCUACCUACUUUUCAUGGCCUUGUCCACGUCCACAGCCCUGGUAGCCCAAUCCCUAGGCCUGCUCAUAGGGGCUGCUUCAACAUCUCUGCAGGUGGCAACCUUUGUGGGUCCAGUUACAGCUAUACCUGUGCUCCUCUUCUCCGGCUUCUUUGUCAAUUUUGACACCAUUCCCAAAUACCUACAGUGGAGCUCUUAUGUCUCCUAUGUCAGGUAUGGCUUUGAAGGAGUGAUACUGUCUAUCUAUGGAAUGAAUCGGUCGGAGCUAGAGUGUCCAGGUUUGGUGUGUAAGUUCCAAAAACCAGAGGAGGUCCUGCAGCUGCUGGAUGUGGAGGAUGCAAAGCUCUACGUGGACUUCAUGGUGCUGGGGGUUUUCUUCCUGGUCCUCAGACUGGCAACUUACCUGGUGCUGCGCUACAAAGUUAAGUCAGAGCGUUAAGAUGUCCUGAGGCAACCACUGAUGGAUUCGGACGCUCGUACAUAUCCCGGCAGUGUGAGAUAGUAAGAAAACAUGUAAUCUCUCUUUCGCUGUCUGUAUUUCACAUACAUGUACAAAGUUAUACACCAAUCCAGUACAUACUGUCAUUCGAAAGCUGUGCUGCACCCUUACCCAAACUGUACAGUAUAAUAUUAUCUUUAAAAAAGGUUUGUUGUUGAAGAAAAAGGAAAGUUUAAAAUGUGAAGUAUGUUGUUCUUACCCCCCUGCCCAUUAUUAGCUAUCCUCCAGGUAAUAGUAUUUCUCAGAUCACCAUUACCUUCCCAUUAUAUUGUGUAGCUGCACCAUACAUAAACAGAAUACUCAACAAAGGAGCAGAAAGCAUGUUUCAUUGAACUGAGAAAUUUGGAUUUCUUCUUAUUUGGCCACACCAGGAAUGUGCCACGUGUAUAAUGAACUAAAGCCUCCAGGUUUAUGGAGGGCCAUAGCGCCCAUCUUGGUGCAGAAGUGUCCAGUAACAUGUAGCCUCUAAAUCCAAUGUCUAAAAAGAUAAUCCAAGGUGCACAUCAGGAUCCCGAUACAUAAUUGGACAACACCCAUCAAGACAGAACAAGAUUUCAAGAUGAAGAUGACUCUCUUAUUGCCAUCAGGAAAAGCGGUAACUUUCAGUGCCAGAAAACUUUUGAGCGGCUUUUCUCUCACCUGUAAGAUCAUCUUAACAGGCCUCCGUACCAAGACACUGAACACGAUGGCUUUUCUUUAUGGAAUACAACCUUAAAAAACCAACUGCCAGUGGAUGACUUUCCUCACUUUCCAUCUCAGUGUGGAUCAUUUUCACAAGCCUUCUGCCCUACCAUUGACGUUUAGACGUGGAUAAAAUGUUUGUAAAAAUGUCCUGCAGUGCGUCUUAUACAAAGACUGAUACGGAUACACCCUGCGGCCAGGCCUAUAUGAUUCCUUACUUGCUCCUUAUUGUAACAAGUUUGUUUCUCCCCUAAUCGUGGAGGCAGUCAAUGAACCGGGAGCAAAAUGUGAAAGCGAGAAUCACUGCUGUUUCCAGCCUGAUGCAGAGAGCUUUCUUAAUCAUACUGGUUGCACAGAUAGGAAUGGUUAUUGGUGAAGCGCAAUAGCCUGUUCUAUGGUUUAAAAAAAAAGUGAUGUUUGUCGAAUCGGUGUUGCCUCCUUUGACACAGUUCUUUGAAUUGCUUGUUUCCACUCGUCUGACUCUUUAGAUGCCUCCACCCUGAGCAACUAAAGGAUAUCCCUUUUUCUCUUCUCUCUGCUUUGCUGAUGUCUGACAGAUGUGUGUUGUCCAAAACAAUGCUAGAUACUUGAAAUGCUGGCUGGGCAGAUUCUGUGCCUCUGAACUAGAAUGAUUUGAGUUUUCUCUGCUUCAUUGUUUGCACAUACACCUUAUGUCAGCGUACAUGCUGGAUCCCACAUGUACACACACACACACACACACUCACAAAUACACACACACACACACACACACAUACACUCGCACGCACGCACACACACAGACACACAGUUACAUCUGCACGGAGAUGUGCAUACACGCAAAUACACACAAGCAAACACACACAUUCACCCUUGACAAUGUUUAGAAGAGCCUCUCCUUGUCACAGGGCAAUGCAAAUAUUUUCCAAUAGACUUGCUAUGAAAUAUUUCUUACUCAAACUAUGCUAGUUAGUAAUCCUUAUUAUAAUGCAUAAAAUAAUGUGAGUAUAUAAUCAAUGAUUGUACAGUGAAUAUGUCAUGCUGUAAACAAAUGUACAUUUGCACUUUUCAAUGUAUGUUUAUUCUUUUUUAUUUAUUUGUAUUUCCUUUUGUUUUUAUAUAGCUAUGUGACGAGCGCUGCUUGAAAGUAUAACAGGAAAACAGCAACUGAAUGUUGCAUGGUCACUUUAGGAAUGAAAUUUAUGAAAUAUUAAAUUUCAGAGUAUAGCAUAAUUAUUUUAUUUCAUCAUCAAAAUGUAUGUAUCCUGCUAUGUUUGAGAAAAAACAAAUCCUAAAUGCUUUCUGCUGAAAAUUUUCAGAAUAUCUGAAAUCAAUUGUGCAUCACUGGUAUAGAUUUAAAAAAAAAAAAAAAAAAAGAGAAAGAAUCAGGAGUGUGAAGGUAGUGGAGACGUGUGAGAAAUGAGCUGGAUGGAAGAUGGCAAGAGUAAACAACAGUCAACUAAAUGCAUCGUGAUAUAGUUUGAGAGAUUGGCGGUGUCUUUAGGAAGCAUCUGGGGUCAGUUGUAGCAGCUGCAGGUUUGGACUCUGUCAUUAAUAGCAAUAGAACAACAUUGUGAUUUUUAAUUGUUUUACCUCCAACUGCUGUGGCAUUAGUGAUAUUUAUAUGUUUUAUAUUGAUUUGGGUCAUUUUGUUCCUGCCUGUUUUCUUAUGUGCAAUAACCAUCCAAAGGUAUUUUAACUCUAUGAGACCAAUUUCAUGAAAAAAAAUGUGACGCUGCAAUCUGCACUUUUUUCAUCUUUUCAUUUUCAUUUUCAUUAUUUCACCCAUCAUUUUUUGUUUUGUCUUUGUUGCUUCUGUGCAGUAAAAGAGGCUAAUAGAUGGGUGCUGGAUGAGUUAAAGCCACUGAGCAGAUGCUGCCAUUGUAAUGCCAGACCCCCACCAAGAUAAUUGGUUUUCAGGUUAGUACAGAAAAAUUUGUAGCAUGGGAAAAAAUAUUGCAUAAAGUGAGUUUUAACUGCCAACACAGCAGAUAUGGGUUUUCCUUCUUCAAAUUAUAUCAAAAACCAUGAGUUGGUAGCCGACCUGCGGGUAUGACUUUGUAAAAGAAAAAAAAAAACUGCAGAAAAGAAAUAGCUUCAAGCCAGAGACCAAGCAGGGAUAAUUAGCAGUGUUGAAGUCAUUAACCAGUCUGGAAAAGUGUCAGCUUUAAGUCUAAAGGCCUGCGGUGCCAAAGAAGAAAACAAAUCAUACUUCCUCUGCUGCAAGAUGUGAAAUAUGAUGUGGGCGCACUCUUCAGUAAGAUUAUGUUCCCAUUAAUGACCUGACCAAAGAAAGAGCUCUGAAAAUACAUCCAAAAUGUUUGUAGUAAUCCAAAAUCCCACUGGAGUUCCCUGAUUUUUGGAUUUUUAAUCCUCCUAAAACAGUCGUGUUGCUUAGGAUUUGUUUUCCAGUGUCUCCAGCUCAGUAAGGUAAUCAUUACAGAAAUUAUCCAGCUCUUGAUGCUAUAUGAUUUAAUCUUAAUCAAACAUAAUCCUGUAUAAGCAGUGUUAAGAGGAGACAGGAAGUGACGGGUGCGGGAUGCAGCUGAUGAGCGUAUGUUCAAAUCACUCUCUUUGGCACUUUUGUUUAUCAUGUCACUGUUUCACCUGUUUGUCAUAACAAGCCACCUGACUUUAGUGCACUCUAUCAUGCAUGGUAAACAAUAAUAUGCAGGCGGUCCCAACAGAAAGCUACGAUUGUCUGAUUGAAAAGUUGAGUCUAAGGCUGUUUAACACAGAUCGUUCUUUUUAUUUUUUGUCUGAUGUAAUUUGUUUAUCAUUUACAGUUAAAUUUAUGGUUCCACAACUCAAAAAAUGCAAGUUCUGUAUACUGAACGCUGUUCCAAGGAUUAUAAUAAAGAUUAUUUAUAACCUUU
This is a messenger RNA of Seriola aureovittata, 6307 nucleotides long. RefSeq names its product ATP-binding cassette, sub-family G (WHITE), member 4a (gene abcg4a). Gene Ontology annotation, cellular component: plasma membrane. The record is from RefSeq and is a predicted model, not a curated record. Lineage: Eukaryota; Metazoa; Chordata; Actinopteri; Carangiformes; Carangidae. Gene Ontology annotation, molecular function: ABC-type transporter activity; ATP binding; ATP hydrolysis activity. The transcript has 15 exons. The coding region runs from base 792 to 2714 and encodes 640 amino acids.